Molecule: messenger RNA, 7259 nt
Organism: Urocitellus parryii (Arctic ground squirrel)
Lineage: Eukaryota; Metazoa; Chordata; Mammalia; Rodentia; Sciuridae
Gene: Atg2b
Product: autophagy related 2B
Biological process (GO): autophagy of mitochondrion; glycophagy; autophagy of peroxisome
Cellular component (GO): phagophore; phagophore assembly site
Molecular function (GO): phosphatidylinositol-3-phosphate binding; protein-membrane adaptor activity
Source: RefSeq, a predicted model, not a curated record
GCGAGGAGGCUGCGUCUCGCGAACGCGCUGGGAGCGCCCCGUGCCGGGAGCGCGCCUUGUAGAUGACAACAAAUUCGUCGUGCGGCGGCGGUGGAGGUGUCUACCUCAGCCCUUGCCUCCUGCCUCGCGCUGUCUUGCACCCGCUCUGUGGGCCGACGGUGACCCGGAAAGCCGCCGGGCYUGGGGCGACCGGCACUCCUCAGCGCCUGGUCCCCGCCGGGCCUAGCGCGAGCGGUGCGGCGCGGGUGAUGGGGUCGCCCUGAGGGACGGUGGCGCCGAGCGGGCAUGCAGGAGCCGUCCAGGGCUUAGACCCGCCGCGGCCUGGGCCCGCCGGCCGCGAUCCGAGGUGCCGCCGGCCUCGGAGCCGGAGCCUGGGCGCGAGGCCGSAGCCGCCGCCCGCAGCCCCCGCGGCCAGCUGCCAGCCCUCACCAUGCCGUGGCCGUUUUCGGAGUCCAUCAAGAAGAGGGCCUGUCGGUACCUCCUGCAGAGGUACCUGGGCCACUUCCUGCAGGAGAAGCUGAGCUUGGAGCAGCUCAGCCUGGACCUCUACCAGGGCACCGGCUCCCUCGCCCAGGUCCCCCUGGACAAAUGGUGUCUCAAUGAAAUCCUGGAGUCAGCAGAUGCACCUUUAGAARUCACCGAAGGAUUUAUUCAGUCGAUUUCUCUGUCAGUUCCGUGGGGCUCCUUGCUACAGGACAAUUGUGCACUGGAAGUAAAAGGGUUAGAAAUGGUCUUCCGACCUAGACCUCGUCUAGCAACUGGUUCUGAGCCUAUGUAUUGGUCAAGUUUCAUGACCAGCAGUAUGCAACUGGCAAAAGAAUGUCUUAGCCAAAAAUUAACAGAUGAACAAGGAGAAGGAUCCCAGCCUUUUGAAGGGCUUGAAAAAUUUGCAGAAACCAUCGAAACAGUACUAAGAAGAGUAAAAGUCACUUUUAUAGACACUGUUUUGAGAAUUGAACAUGUGCCAGAAAAUUCCAAAACUGGAACAGCCCUUGAAGUUCGAAUAGAAAGAACUGUAUACUGCGAUGAAACUGCUGAUGAAUCCUCAGGAAUUAAUGUACAUCAGCCCACAGCUUUUGCUCACAAGUUACUUCAGCUCUCUGGAGUGUCUCUCUUUUGGGAUGAGUUUUCUGCAUCAGCAAAAUCUUCCCCAGUGUGUUCGACUGCACCAGUGGAAAAUGAGCCAAAGCUGUCACCUAGCUGGAACCCCAAAAUUGUUUAUGAGCCGCACCCACAACUAACUAGAAAUUUACCAGAGAUAGCGCCCUCUGACCCAGUGCAGAUUGGUGGAUUAAUUGGUAGGUUGGAGUUGAGUCUCACGUUGAAACAGAAUGAAGUACUUCCUGGAGCUAAGUUGGAUGUUGAUGGACAGAUAGACUCUAUUCAUCUAUUCCUGUCACCAAGACAGGUACACUUGCUUUUGGAUAUGUUAGCAGCUAUUGCUGGACCAGAAAAUUCUAGCAAAAUAGGGUUAGCUAAUAAAGAUAGGAAAAACCGACCCAUGCAGCAGGAAGACGAGUAUCGAAUUCAGAUGGAAUUAAACCGGUAUUAUUUGAGAAAAGAUUCCCUUUCUGUGGGUGUGUCUUCAGAGCAAAGCUUUUAUGAGACAGAAACGGCUCGUACACCUUCUAGCCGUGAAGAAGAAGUUUUCUUCUCCAUGGCUGAUAUGGACAUGUCCCAUAGUCUCUCUUCUCUUCCACCCCUUGGGGAUCCCCCAAAUAUGGACCUGGAGUUAUCACUAACUAGUACAUACACUAAUACCCCAGCAGGAUCUCCAUUAAGUGCUACUGUGCUUCAGCCAACAUGGGGAGAGUUCCUUGAUCAUCAUAAAGAACAGCCAGUGAGGGGGUCAGCAUUUCCAUCCAACCUGGUUCACCAGACAUCUUUGCAGAAGGCUGCUCUCCCAUCUAGAUCUGUUUCAAUGGAUGAAUCCAGGCCUGAGCUUAUUUUUAGACUAGCUGUUGGAACUUUUUCAGUCUCUGUGCUUCACAUUGAUCCUUUAUCUCCACCUGAAACGUCAUUGAGCCUCAACCCAUUGACACCUAUGGCUAUAGCUUUCUUUACUUGUAUAGAAAAGAUUGAUCCAGCAAGAUUUUCAUGUGAUGAUUUUAAAUCUUUCCGAACAGUAUUUGCAGAAGCUUGCUCACAUGAUCACCUCAGAUUUAUAGGUACUGGCAUCAAAGUAGCCUAUGAACAAAGACAAAGAUCAGCUUCCCGGUAUUUUAGUACUGAUACAUCCAUUGGACAAAUGGAGCUUUUGGAGUGUCUGUUUCCAACCGACUGUCAUUCUGUUCCUCCUCACUACACAGAGCUUUUAACAUUUCAUUCUAAAGAAGGAACUGAUGCCCACCCCCCUGUGUGUCUUCAACUUCAUUAUAAGCAUUCUGAGAAUAGAGGACCCCAGGGCAAUCAAGCAAGACUUAGUUCAGUUCCUCAGAAGGCGGACUUACAAAUUAAAUUAAAUCCAGUAUGUUGUGAACUGGAUAUAAGUAUUGUGGACCGGUUAAAUUCCUUGCUUCAACCACAGAAACUUACUACAGUAGAGAUGAUGGCCUCUCACAUGUAUACUUCAUAUAAUAAGCAUAUCAGUCUGCACAAGGCUUUCACUGAAGUAUUUCUAGAUGAUUCACACAAUCCUGCAAAUUGUCGAGUAUCAGUUCAAGUUGCCACUCCAGCAUUAAAUCUUUCUGUUCGUUUCCCAAUACCUGAUCUUCGGUCAGAUCAAGAAAGAGGACCAUGGUUCAAGAAGUCACUUCAGAAGGAGAUCCUUCAUUUAGCAUUCACAGAUCUAGAAUUUAAGACGGAGUUUAUAGGAGGCUCAACCCCAGAACAAAUUAAAUUGGAACUUACCUUUAGAGAACUAGCUGGGUCAUUCCAGGAGGAGAAAGGGGAGCCAUCUGUUAAAUUUUUCCAUGUAUCUGGUGGAGUAGAUGGAGAUACAGCAUCGUCAGAUGACUUUGACUGGCCACGAAUGGUACUGAAAAUAAACCCACCAGCCAUGCAUUCCAUUUUGGAGAGAAUAGCAGCUGAAGAGGAGGAAGAAAACGGUCACUACCAGGAAGAGGAGGAAGGAGGUGCUCAUUCUCUGAAAGAUGUCUGUGACCUAAGGAGACCAGCCCCGUCUCCUUUUUCUUCUCGUAGAGUAAUGUUUGAAAAUGAACAGAUGGUGAUGCCAGGAGACCCUGUAGAAAUGGUGGAGUUUCAGGAUAAAGCAAUCAGCAAUUCUCACUAUGUGUUGGAACUAAUGUUACCGAAUAUUCAUGUAACAUUACCUAAUAAGAGCUUUUAUGAGAGACUUUAUAAUAGGAUCUUUAAUGACUUGCUACUGUGGGAGCCCACAGCUCCUUCACCAGUGGAGACAUUUGAAAAUAUUUCCUAUGGUAUUGGGCUUUCAGUAGCCAGUCAACUGAUUAACACCUUCAACAAAGAUAGUUUUAGUCCAUUUAAAUCUACAGUUCACUAUGAUGAAGAAAGUGGAUCUGAAGAAGAGACUUUGCMGUAUUUUUCUACUGUUGAUCCCAACUAUCGUUCUCGUAGGAAAAAAAAAUUAGACUCUCAGAACAAGAAUUCUCAGAGUUUUCUCUCAGUUCUUCUGAAUAUUAAUCAUGGAUUAAUGGCAGUGUUCACAGAUGUAAAGCAAGAUAAUGGAGACCUACUGGAAAACCAGCAUGGUGAAUUUUGGUUAGAGUUCAAUAAUGGAUCAUUAUUUUGUGUAACAAAAUAUGAAGGUUUUGAUGACAAGCACUACAUUUGCCUUCAUUCUAGCAGUUUCAGUCUGUACCACAAAGGCAUAGUAGAUGGAGCAGUUCUUCCUACAGAAACACGACUUCCCUGUUCAACGCGCCCUCAUUGGUUGGAGCCUACUAUUUAUUCUUCUGAAGAAGAUGGGCUCAGUAGAACUGCUUCAGAUGGUGUUGGAGGAGACAAUUUGAAUAUGCUCUCGGUUGCAGUUAAAAUAUUGUCUGAUAAAUCAGAGUCUAAUACAAAGGAAUUUCUCAUUGCUGUAGGACUAAAAGGAGCCACUCUGCAGCACAGAAUGCUUCCUUCUGGGCUUAGCUGGCAUGAGCAGAUUUUAUACUUCUUGAAUAUUGCUGAUGAACCUGUUUUGGGGUAUAAUCCUCCAACUUCAUUUACAACUUUUCAUGUUCACCUUUGGAGCUGUGCACUUGAUUACAGGCCCCUUUAUUUGCCAAUCCGAUCUCUUCUUACAGUUGAAACAUUCAGUAUUUCUAGUAGUGUUGCACUGGAUAAGUCGUCUUCUACUCUCAGAAUAAUCAUGGAUGAGGCUGCUUUACAUCUGUCUGACAAAUGUAACACUGUCACUGUAAAUUUGAGUAGAGAUUAUGUUCGUGUGAUGGAUAUGGGGCUUUUAGAAUUAACCAUAACUGCAGUGAAGUCUGAUUCUGACMGAGAGCAAACUGAGCCCCGCUUUGAGUUGCACUGUUCGAGUGAUGUUGUCCACAUCAGAACCUGCUCAGACUCCUGUGCUGCUUUGAUGAAUCUCAUUCAGUACAUUGCAAGCUAUGGUGACUUACAUGCACCUGGCAAGGCAGAAAGGAAGCCUGGAGGCCCUCAGAGAAAGUCCAAGGUAGGUUCCUCUGGUGGAUCAUCCUCACGUGGUCCUGUGCUUCCUGAAGCAGAUCAGCAGGUUUUACGGGAUCUGAUGAGUGAUGCUAUGGAGGAGGUCGACAUGCAGCAKACCUCUUCAUCAAUAAAGCCACAGGCUAAUGGUGUUUUGGAUGAAAAAUCUCAAAUUCAAGAACCAUGUUGUUCGGACCUUUUCCUGUUCCCAGAUGAGAGUGGAAAUGUGUCCCACGAGCCUGGCCCCACUUAUGCCUCAUUCACUCACCACUUGAUUAGCGAUGCAAUGUCAGGUGUGCCCACUGAAAACGAUGAUUUUUGCAUUCUUUUUGCACCAAAAGCAGCCAUCCAGGAGAAGGAAGAAGAGCCAGUCAUAAAAAUCAUGGUUGAUGAUGCAAUUGUGAUAAGAGACAACUAUUUUAGCCUACCUGUUAAGAAGACAGAUACCAGCAAAGCCCCAUUACACUUUCCCAUUCCUGUAAUUCGGUAUGUUGUUAAGGAAGUUUCUCUUGUGUGGCAUCUUUACGGAGGCAAGGAUUUUGGGACAGUUCCUCCUACUUCUCCAGCUAAAAGUUACAUUAGUCCUCACAGUUCUCCUUCUCACACACCCACAAGACAUGGACGGAAUACAGUAUGUGGAGGGAAAGGAAGAAACCCUGACUUUUUAAUGGAAAUACAGUUAAGCAAGGUGAAAUUUCAGCAUGAAGUCUACCCCACAUGCAAAGCAGAAUGCGAUUCUAGCCUCUUAGAACAGCCAGUCUCUCGGCAGGUGUUCAUUGUUCAGGAUCUUGAAAUUCGGGAUCGGCUGGCAACAUCACAAAUGAAUAAAUUUUUGUACUUGUAUUGCAGCAAAGAAAUGCCUCGAAAAGCUCAUUCCAACAUGUUGACAAUUAAAGCAUUACAUGUGCGCCCAGAGUCUGGCAGGUCACCACAGGAAUGCUGCUUGAGGGUAUCAUUGAUGCCACUUCGCCUCAAUAUUGACCAGGAUGCCUUGUUCUUCCUGAAGGAUUUCUUCACAAGUCUUUCUGCAGAAGUGGAGCUUCUACUGACUCCAGAUCCAGAAGUCAAAAAGUCUCCUGGAGCUGAUGUCACUUGCAGUUUGCCAAGGCAUUUGAGUAUUUCAAAGGAGCCAAAUCUAGUUCUUUCUUUCCCUGGGCCAAAACUUUCCCAAAACGAGAGUGCCAGUGCAGCAGAGGCAGUUAAUGGAGCAGAGGAAAAGGACUUCUCAGCCGAAGAAGCGUCAUUUAGUGAUCAGCCUGUGUUUUUUAGAGAAUUCAGAUUCACAUCAGAAGUUCCUAUUCGACUUGAUUAUCAUGGCAAACAUGUAUCAAUGGAUCAGGGUACGUUAGCUGGGAUUCUAAUUGGUUUGGCCCAGUUAAACUGCUCAGAGCUAAAGCUGAAGAGGCUUUUCUAUCGGCAUGGUUUGCUAGGUGUUGAUAAGUUAUUUUCAUAUGCAAUCACUGAAUGGCUCAAUGACAUUAAGAAGAACCAGCUACCAGGAAUCCUGGGAGGCGUUGGACCUAUGCAUUCACUGGUCCAGUUAGUGCAAGGCCUCAAGGACUUAGUGUGGCUACCCAUAGAGCAGUACCGGAAGGAUGGCCGCAUUGUCCGAGGGUUCCAGAGAGGCGCCGCUUCCUUUGGCACUUCAACAGCAAUGGCAGCUCUGGAGCUCACAAACAGAAUGGUCCAAACCAUACAGGCAGCAGCAGAGACUGCUUAUGACAUGGUGUCUCCUGGUACUCUUUCUAUUGAGCCCAAGAAGGUCAGAAGGUUUCCUCAUCACCGAUUAGCUCACCAGCCAGUAGACCUGAGGGAAGGUGUGGCCAAGGCCUACAGUGUCGUCAAAGAGGGAAUCACAGACACCGCUCAGACCAUUUAUGAAACAGCAGCUCGAGAACAUGAGAGCAGAGGGGUUACCGGUGCCGUGGGUGAAGUCCUGCGCCAGAUUCCCCCAGCAGUGGUGAAACCUCUGAUUGUUGCCACCGAAGCGACAUCAAACGUGUUGGGUGGCAUGAGAAACCAAAUUAGACCAGAUGUUCGGCAAGACGAAUCACAGAAAUGGCGCCAUGGGGAGGACUGGCAUUUCCAACGAGACUCCUUGUGAGGAGAGUAAGGGUGGAAUAAGGAGCAUAGAGCCUCAGUGGCAGCUUCAGAGGGAACUCAUUUAUUUUAUCGUGCUCAUCUCAGGAACAAAAGCAUUUUUUUUUUAGUUAAAUAAUUUAACGUCAAAACAACAUGCAACCAAAAAUUCUGAUAUUUAGGACUAGUUUGGUAUUUGCCUAUAGAAGCGUUUGGUGGCUGGUGUCAAAGAUUGUUAAAGCAUUUGCUGCCAAGUUAGUGUAUUGCUUACUUUUAUUAAAAUGACUAUAAUUCUCCUUGUUGUAGACAGGAUUUCAUUGGAAACCUUCUUUUACAGCAUAGAGUGCUCAAAAAGCAUUGGAGCAUUCUAAAGCACUAUUUAUGUAGCUCUAUUUAUGUAGUUAAUUUUUCUCAAGGUUUAGAAAGAAACACAGCUUCAAAACUUUGGUUGAGAAUGAGAGAAGCCCAGGGGACGCAAAGCAAAUAGUGCUUUUAAUAUGAUACCAGUGUGAAAACACAAGUCACCCUGCUGGGUUAGGUGUUCCCCACACUUGAGGUGUCAAAGCAGCAUUCGUCCCAUUUACUCGGAAGAGCCUUCU